AUGGGUCAUGUCGUGGGCUCCUGUUUCUCCAAAGGACGAUUACAGAUCUCCGUCGCGAAGUUGCAUUCCCUCACCCUUACACAAGUAUUGGUACAGUCCCUCGUCCCUCAAUUAUACAUGAGCUUCAACGGCCAGGCUCUCUCGUUGCGCGGGUCCGGACGGCAAUCGAUCAGAGGAACUGGCUCUUCACGCACGCUCUGGCGAUACGACUCCAUGCAAAAUAUAAAGGUGGGGCUUUCGCCGCUCUUCCUCUAUCUCCCCACAAACUCAACCAUUAACCUAUUACGAGCGGGCACCAACCGAGCCGUGCGAGCGGUUUGGCUUCGCUGGGGAAACCGGGGGUUCAUGCUUGGGUCGGAAGACUUAGCUUCCCCGGCUACUACUCCAACCCACUCACCUGCGAAAAGAACCUUUGCAAAGAUAUCACCGACGGCCGGCCCCUCCAAGUCCAAGGGAAAGGAGAAAGCCACCGAUGGGGAAGAGUCGGAGGACGAAACUGAAGAUGAUGGGGAGGUUGAUAUCGAACCCGAAGAAGAGGAAGAAGACAACAGCGCCCCAAAGCCGGCCCGGGGAAGACGGCGCAAGGCAAUCCUCAAGGACGCCGCGAAGCGGCUCAAAAAGCUUUGA
This is a messenger RNA of Puccinia triticina, 627 nucleotides long. RefSeq lists its product as uncharacterized. The transcript has 4 exons. The coding region runs from base 1 to 627 and encodes 208 amino acids. The record is from RefSeq and is a predicted model, not a curated record. NCBI's taxonomy places the organism in Eukaryota, Fungi, Basidiomycota, Pucciniomycetes, Pucciniales, Pucciniaceae.